GGGACUUUGCUUCUUUUUCCGGGCUCGGCAGGGCAACCAGUCUGGACCCCGGCUCGCUGACCCUCAGGGCUACCGAUUUGCUGGGUCGCUUGGAGAGCCGCCUUCCCCCUCCUGGAACGGACCAGGGGCCAGCCUUGGUCCACCGCGCGCGUGGCGGCUCCGCCGCGUCCCCAGCCGCCGCCCGGGCUGCCACCCGCCGGGUCCUGAGAGCUAGCUAGCGAGCAGGGGCCGGCGCUGCGCUCGCCCAGGGCGCGCCCUCCAGGAUGCUGAUCCGCCCGGUUCGCUGAAAACGAGCGCCCCUUCUCCGUCCGAAGACGGGCGCCGGGCGCCGGGUGCUCCUCCACCUCGCCCAAGGCUUUCAGGCACCGGAGGCUCCCCCACUCCCGCUACUGCCUUCUCUCUCUCUCUCUCUCUCUCUCUCUCUCUCUCUCUCUCUCUCUCUCUCUCUCUCAUUUCUUUCUCUCCCUCUCUCGCUCUCUCCGGGCCUUCCUCACGGUCCGUGCGAACAAGCAGUGGCGAGCGGUCUCGGACGCAGCAUGCAGGCGCGCUACUCCGUGUCCGACCCCAAUGCCCUGGGAGUGGUGCCCUACUUGAGCGAGCAGAAUUACUACCGGGCGGCAGGCAGCUACGGCGGCAUGGCCAGCCCUAUGGGUGUCUACUCGGGCCACCCGGAGCAGUACGGCGCGGGCAUGGGCCGCUCCUAUGCGCCUUACCACCACCACCAGCCUGCGGCGCCCAAAGACCUGGUAAAGCCUCCGUACAGCUACAUAGCGCUCAUAACCAUGGCAAUCCAGAACGCGCCCGAAAAGAAGAUCACCCUGAACGGCAUUUACCAGUUCAUCAUGGACCGCUUCCCCUUCUACAGGGAGAACAAGCAGGGCUGGCAAAACAGCAUCCGCCACAACCUCUCGCUCAACGAGUGCUUCGUCAAGGUGCCCCGCGACGACAAGAAACCUGGCAAGGGUAGCUACUGGACCCUGGACCCAGACUCCUACAACAUGUUCGAGAACGGCAGCUUCCUGCGGCGCCGGCGGCGCUUCAAGAAGAAGGACGUGCCCAAGGAGAAGGAGGAGCGGGCCCACCUCAAGGAGCCGCCCCCGGCAACGUCCAAGGGCGCCCCGUCUGGGCCCCCCCUAGCGGACGCCCCCAAGGAGGCCGAGAAGAAGGUGGUGAUCAAGAGUGAGGCGGCGUCGCCCGCCCUGCCGGUCAUCACCAAGGUGGAGACGCUGAGCCCCGAGAGCGCGCUGCAGGGCAGCCCGCGGAGCGCGGCCUCCACGCCUGCCGGCUCCCCCGACGGCUCGCUGCCGGAACACCACGCAGGCGCGCCCAACGGGCUGCCGGGCUUCAGCGUGGAGAAUAUCAUGACGCUGCGAACGUCGCCGCCGGGCGGCGAGCUGAGCCCGGCUGCUGGGCGUGCGGGCCUGGUGGUGCCGCCGCUGGCGCUGCCCUACGCCGCCGCGCCGCCCGCUGCCUACGGUCAGCCGUGCGCUCAGGGCCUGGAGGCCGGGGCGGCCGGGGGCUACCAAUGCAGCAUGCGCGCGAUGAGCCUGUACACCGGCGCCGAGCGGCCGGCGCACAUGUGCGUCCCGCCGGCGCUGGACGAGGCCCUCUCGGACCACCAGAGCGGCCCCACGUCGCCCCUGAGCGCCCUCAACCUCGCCGCGGGCCAAGAAGGCGCGCUCGCCGCCGCCGGACACCACCACCAACAUCACGGCCACCACCACCCACAGGCGCCGCCACCUCCGCCGGCUCCCCAGCCCCAGUCGGCCCCGCAGCCCGGGGCCGCCGCGGCCCAGGCGGCCUCCUGGUAUCUUAACCACAGCGGGGACCUGAACCACCUCCCCGGUCACACGUUUGCGGCCCAGCAGCAGACUUUUCCCAACGUCCGGGAGAUGUUCAACUCCCACCGCCUGGGGAUUGAGAACUCGACCCUUGGGGAACCCCAGGUGAGCGGCAACGCAAGCUGUCAGCUGCCCUACAGAUCCACGCCGUCCCUGUACCGCCAUGCCGCCCCCUAUUCCUAUGACUGCACGAAAUACUGACCGGCUCUCAGCGCUCUGGCUUCGUCUCCCAGACGCGACCCUCUCGGACAGUUCAGGUUUGCAGAGACGCAAAGAAGAACCGAAACGCGUCCACCCGCUUUUUCUCAGACCCAGGAGCAGAGCGCGCGCGCGCCAGCUUCAGCCCUCUGGGAAGCUGCAGGUAACUUUAAUUUGCCGCCCCGUUUCUGAGAUUCUCAAGGGGCUUCCCCGUGAAGGGACGCAGCCCAACGAAAUGAAUAUUCAUUUUUAAGCCCCCUUCCCCUAUCAGGAUGGCUGUGCUCUCUGCUACACUCGGGGUUUCCAAAAUUAAGUUAUGGACCAAAUAUCAGAGCGACCCAGCAAUGACUCUCUGUAGAGACCUCCACAAGUUUGUGGGGAUCUCUAUAGACCUCGUACGUGCUGUGUGUGACUUUAAAUCUCUCUAACCGUGCUGUACAAACGUGUGGAUUUGUAAUCAGGCUAUUUUGUUGUUGUUGUUCAGAGCCAUUAAUAUAAUAUUUAAAGUUGAGUUCACUGGAUAGUUUUCAUCUUGCCCAACCAUUUCUGUCAAAUUGAAAAUUCAGAAAACCUAUGUGGGGUUUUCCUCCUGUACAAUUAUGAGGUAUAAUUCUUUCCCCAGUUGUAGGUCUUUUACAAAGCAAGAAAAUAAUUUAUUUUUUGUUGUUGUUGGCUGACAAAGAAGUCAAGUAUCUGAUACUUUUUACUUACAAAAGUGUGAUGGUUUUGUAUAGUAGAUUUCUCCCUGAGCAUUCCUAAAAGAAAAAAAAAAACUUCAGAAAUUUUAACUUCACCUGUGUUUGUCUUAUGUGGCCUUAAUUGUUGUACUUACCUUAAAAUAAACCCAUGUUGUUUUUCUGCCCAAAAAACA
Messenger RNA from Phyllostomus hastatus (greater spear-nosed bat), 2910 nucleotides. RefSeq names its product forkhead box C2 (gene FOXC2). The record is from RefSeq and is a predicted model, not a curated record. Gene Ontology annotation, biological process: cell differentiation; regulation of transcription by RNA polymerase II; anatomical structure morphogenesis. NCBI's taxonomy places the organism in Eukaryota, Metazoa, Chordata, Mammalia, Chiroptera, Phyllostomidae. Gene Ontology annotation, molecular function: RNA polymerase II cis-regulatory region sequence-specific DNA binding; DNA-binding transcription factor activity, RNA polymerase II-specific. Bases 537 to 2042 code for a protein of 501 amino acids. The transcript has a single exon.